GAACCAUCGGGGCGCUGGCGCUGGAUCCAAUAUCAAAAGACGUUGCCAUUUCACCCCUCACGUUGGCACUGCCUCCCUUUUUGGCCGCGGGCACUCAAACGUCGCCCACGUACUGCAUGACCCCGCACUGCACGCACCCAUAUCAUGCCGGAUUGAUUACACGGUUGAACCCCUCUUUUGCGUAUUCGCUAUCGUUUUCUGCAGUUGUCCCGAGUAGUCUGCUAGUCAAUUCACUGGCUCCGCAACACCCCGCCUUUUCCGGCAUCUGACGUUGCUAGAUGCUGAUGGAUGGAGUCUACGGGUUCUGACACUGGCCAACACCUCUGCGCUCCCCCAGCCGGACCCGACGACGGCCGCGUUUCCUCGCAGUCGGUCCCAUUGCGUCCAGAGCGCAACAGCAUCGUCCCGCCGUUUUGGAAACGAGACGAGCAGACCGAGGACCUGAGCAGCAACCAGAGCCUCACGAACGGUGCGGGACCGGUCCAUGACGUCGCCCAUCCAGCGCCCAUCCACCUCGAAGACCACACCGACGAAACCUCCGAUCAGUGCAAAGCGCUCUGGGCCAGGUGUGUCACGAUUGAUGAUUACGUGAUUGUGGGUGGGACGGCGCCGGGCGCCGGGUCCUAUGUCGUGUGGAACUGCACCGUUGAGACUUUGGACGGUGGCCCUAUGAAGAUUCGCAAGAGGUAUUCCGAGUUCGAUGAGUUGCGGCGGAAACUGGUUGAGACAUUUCCUCACGCAAAAGGCGCCAUCCCACCACUGCCGCCCAAGAGUGUGAUCUCCAAAUUCCGGCCGCGCUUUCUAGAACGUCGACAUGCCGGCCUGUCCUACUUUUUGAACUGCAUCCUCUUGAACCCAGAAUUCGCUGGCUCCCCCGUGGUCAAGGAGUUUCUCUUCGCCUGAUGUCCAUAGUUUGAUUUCUCUGUUGAUACUUGUCUCAGGUUUGUAUGCUAAUGACUUGUCGCUAAGCGUUUUGGAACAAUUAAGAAGACGGCUGAAAAAAGCACAAUUCAUUUGUCUCUCUACGAAGGCAGAUACCACAUCAGCGUUUGUUCUGGCUUAAUGAGUACUGUACACAGUAGAAACGGAAAGUGAGCAUGCAUUUGUUCUAAACCCAACGACAAAACGAAUUUCCUACCGCAUCUGUCUUACGCUC
This is a messenger RNA of Westerdykella ornata, 1156 nucleotides long. RefSeq names its product Phox-like protein. The record is from RefSeq and is a predicted model, not a curated record. The transcript is spliced from 5 exons. Gene Ontology annotation, molecular function: phosphatidylinositol-3-phosphate binding. Lineage: Eukaryota; Fungi; Ascomycota; Dothideomycetes; Pleosporales; Sporormiaceae. The coding region runs from base 289 to 903 and encodes 204 amino acids. Gene Ontology annotation, cellular component: endosome.